This is a messenger RNA of Chenopodium quinoa (quinoa), 1111 nucleotides long. RefSeq lists its product as uncharacterized. The record is from RefSeq and is a predicted model, not a curated record. The coding region runs from base 740 to 1111 and encodes 123 amino acids. The transcript has a single exon. NCBI's taxonomy places the organism in Eukaryota, Viridiplantae, Streptophyta, Magnoliopsida, Caryophyllales, Amaranthaceae.
GAUCAUUUUCAUGAACAUUAAGCUUGACGAAUACUUCAUACUUCAGUGUACAAAAUAUGUACUUUGUAUUACUUUAGUUUUUGUUAAGGGUAAAAUACACCGAGAUUAGGGCAGUCUUUUUUCAACACUAAACGCGAUUAUUCACCGGAUGUGAAGUCGUACCUAACACUCUCAUAGCAUGUAGCCCAAAUAAUUCCUAGAGAGGUCUUGUGAUUUAACAAUCAACAGUAAAGAUGCUUUUAACCACUUUUUUUUUUUUUUUUUUCUUUUCAUUUUAAACCUCAAAAAGCAAAUUUAUCAGUUGCUUUUUGGAGGAGACUAACAAAGUAAUAAUAAUAAAGAAAAGAAACAGCUUUCCCAUUGAAUUAGCUCUUAAAAAAGACACUAACUAUUGCCUCAUCAUUCACCUUUUGAAACCAAAAAAUACAAAAAAAAGUUUCAUUCAAUUUCAUAAUUCAUUAAUCUCUUCCACUUCUACCAAAUAACAAAAAAGUUUGUCCCCUUUGUUAUUUUUUAGUACAAUAUAUUCUAUAAACUACUCAAGUAACUUCAAAUAAAUUAUAAUCCUACAUUAAGAAAUUAUUGCAAAAGAUACAGUACAAUGUAAUACAACUCAAUCAUUUAAGUAAUUAACAUAAAUAUAUACCAACUUUAUCAAAAGUAAGCUAAAAAAAUACAAAGUGGGGUGGUGCAGUAUUACACGAUUACAGUACCUUGAAUCUGAAUUCACCAGAAAGCAAUGAAAACAAGAGCCACCAUUGCAGAAUUCAGUACAACAGAUAGUUUCAAGGCGAGAGCAGAGGAUUCCGGUAUCAUGGACGCUGUAGGGGACAUGGAGGAAGGCAGUGAUGAAUCAGGAUUAGGGGUGGAGAGGGAGUCAGGAUUAGGGGGGCUUGGACUUGAAGGAAUGAUUGGAAGUGAGGAUUCCGAUGAAGGCGGGUUUGAGGCAGAGGUUGGUGUAGUAGGAAACAGAGGAGCAAUAUCAGGUGAUAAUGCAGGGGAAACAGAAGAAAGAGGAGAGUAUGGCAGUACACUUGGUUCAGCUGCUAUAGUUGACAGCUUAAAUGUUGUAGUUUUAUGUGUUGUGUAUGCAUUGCAGCAUGUUAUGUAA